GUUAAUACCUGACUGAGAGCAGAUACUUUAUCACAGAAUCAUGUAAUCAUAGAAAGGCUCAGGUUGGAAGAGACCUCAAGGAUCAUCCAGUUGCAACCCCCUGCCAUGGCCAAGGCUACCAACCAGGCGAUAGAUCGGUUUGCACAGCCUCCAUCCCAACUAGCCUUGAACAAAUGUUUCUGCUUGCCCCCUUGCUGAAAGGAAAAGAAGAUAAUUAAGACGGAGCCUGGUUCUCCCUUUGCCUGACCUUACUGGAAAGGUAACUGCACUGAUGGCUUGCUCCAGCUGGCUGUGCUGGCAGUGAGUCAGUGGCACCGUGUGGUCAAUUGCCUCAAAGUUGCAAAGGAAAUGCAUAGCAUGAGGUAUUGCUGCUUUGCAUUAGCACUGUGAGCAGUAGCUCGUAACGAAGGUGGUGAAAGAAUAUUGUAUUCCAUCCUUGGACUGUGGAUGGAAGUAGAUAUGGGCCUGCCUGUGUUCAAACCACCUUGUACUGUGACCCUGCAAGAAACUUCCUGCUAACAUCCUUGUAGCUUGCAGUCCCUGAUAACAUCAUGGCAUCCUUCACGUGAGGGAAAUGCUGAGCCCUACCUACCUUCUGCUACAUCCAUGCUUCUCUUCACUUUCCCUGCUGCCCGGCUUUGUAGGAUAAUCUUUUCUUCUUAUCCUUAGGCGUAGCACAGCCCUGCUGUUCUUGAGCUCAUUACGUUUCUGUUGCAAACAAAUAGUAGUUCUUCCUUCUGUUGCUGUUUGCGGAUCAAAAGCAGUUUGAGAUUUUAGUGUUUUGAGGUACUGUGACCCUGAUGAUGUAUGAUGCUCUGGGAGUAGGGGAAUGAGAGGUAGACUUAGCACUGAAGAAGUGCUAGUGCCCCAGAGGCUGGGUAUCGUGCAGACAGUGCCCUGUUGUAUGGGCUUUUGCCAGCGUCCUCCAGAGGAGAACAUUAGGACUGGUGAAUUGCCAGCUCUUAGCUGUGCAUAUCUUUCUCCGGCUCCUUGAAAUCAGGAUAUGAUUUCAAGAUGGUAUAAAUCAACCGGUUACUUGAUAUAAUGGCAAAGUAAAACUGUAACAGGUGCCUGGGGAUAACUCAUAUGCGUACCACUUCUAGCUCUCCUCCUCUGAAAGCCAUUCCCUUGCAUGGCAGAGACAUGCAUCUUCAUGCAAGGAAAUACCAAGGUUGUCCCUUUCAAAGAGGAACUUUCGGCUCCUAUUGCUGAGACAGAAUGCUCCUGAAGCUGUUUAUAACUGCAUGUUCCCUAAGCUUUGAAAAGAGCUAGCUGUCCGUGCCCUUCCUGGUUUUUUCUUCUGCUUGCACAUUAAAGCUUUUGUUUUUCAUGCUGUUGUUUUUAACCUGACAGUAACUUGAUCUCUCUUCACUUUUUUUUUUUUCCCCUCCUCAUUCAAAAUUGUCAUAAGGGAAAUCUCUCCUCUUGCUCUUUUCUGUGUUCGAGUAACUGAUGGCUGCUUUGUGCCAGAGCAGCUGGGGUUCCUUAUGACAAGCUGAGAUGUCUCCCUGUCCAGCACCUCCUUCCUCAUUUCAGCUACACAUAAAUGUUCUGGGUGGGGAAGGUGGUUAAUAACGCUUUCCUCCCCUGCUGGCCUUUGUCUCCAAUUAGCCACUGCUCAAAGCACAUCUUUUCCUGCAGUGCAGAUCAGAUGGUAUGGGAAGGGAUACGUGACAGACAGCUCUUGGUGUCUCAGCCCACCCAGGGGUGGAUGAGCUCUCCACUCCCUGGCAGAGGAAUCCCUGGCAUGUGAGAACGGAGGUGGUUCCAAGGGAAGAAGUUUUUGAAGAGGACACAGCUUUAUUCUUUGCUUCCCUCCUUUUACGAAGGGAUAAGGAGUGGGUUCAUGUUCCCACUCCUUCACAAAGGCAACUGAGCAGUGAAAACUGCCUCCUGGGAACUGUCGGCAGUGGAACAGCAGAGGGUACUGCAGGGCCAGCUUGCUUUGGCAGAGCUGCAGGGCAGGCUGCGGUAACGGGGAGGCAGUGCAGCCAUGCACGGGCUGAGGAGCUGCAGAGCUUGUGCUGAGCCUGACGGACAGUGAUGUAUGCAAAUGUCAAGUGAGGAAAAAAAGCUCUGCUUCUUCAAACCGUGUGUCCUGCUAGGUUGACAUGGCACACCAGCGCCUGGAAAGUGAAGCAGUUUGUUAAAUGUCAGGAGCAACAACUUCUGUUAGGGAGUUUCUCAUGGCAUGUGGAGCAUUGAGGCCAUCUGGGAAGAAGAUGAAGACCUGCUGAUCGUGACUCCUCCAGCAAUUGUCCUGUGUGCUGGGCCAGCUCAGAGGAUGCUGGCAUUUAUGUCCUGUAGGAACUGGAGCCUUACUGGAUCAAGGCAGUCCUUCAUCUCACCUGAGCCUUGGUGAGCUGAUGUCCAGAGGUAACACCUUGCAGAAGUACAGGACGCUCAACUGAAGAGAGCUACACUAAUGUACCAGCAAGGGAUGUCUUCCAGCAGCCUCUGCUAGCUGUCUUUCCAGAUUCCUUGUAUUCUUCUCUUCCCCUUAUGUCAGGAUGGAGCAAAACUGGUGGUGUAGAAGGAAGAGGUGCCAGAUACUGCUUCUUGAGUAAGUGGUCCUUCUGCUCCUAAAAGACAAUAACAAAGACUAAGAUAAGUAAAUUUCCUGGGCACAAUGAGAUGCCUUUGGGUUUCUGUAGCCUCUUGCUUUAGCCCCAGGAAGAACGCCUGAGGAAGAGCAAGAUGGUCCUUUACAGCUUCGGAGAAGGGAACAGCACCAGGCCCUCCAUCAGUGGAUCACCACAGAGGUAGCUUUUCGUGAGGCCAUGGCCGUGGUGGGUCCCUCCACUGUGCUGUGUCGAAAUAUAUCAAAAGCAAACCCUGUAACUCUUCCAUUGGCUUCAGGCUUACAGUCUCUGUUUUUACGGUGAAAUAACCCCACCAAAAAUGAAGUUGCCACAACCACAAUGCAGGGGAUGGCAUUGGUGGAUUUCCUAAAAAUGUCACUAAAAAGGCAACAGCGAAGCUUCUAGGAGUGCUUGCUGCUGAACUGUAAGAUAUGAACGUGGACAACCCUUUUAUCAAAGUCCAUGUUGGAGCCCUCGGUGGCCAGAUAUGAUUUCCUUUGAGUGGUUGCCAUCUGCCUUAAUUUAUGGCUUUUCCCUUCAGCGUUAAGUUCUCCUCAGGUUAAUCAGUAAACGUGCCCUGUUGUAUUUCACUCAUUCCCCCUGGGUGGGCUGGACACUUCUCCACUCUGCUCCCAUCCAGGAUGCAUGUGGGCCAUGGAAAGUGCCCGGCUGGCAAAGGGGAGCACCCUGGCACAGGGCUGAGGGCUUGGGCUGCCUGAUGAAGAUGAGACGCCAUAAGCUCUUUCUGACUCUCUGCAUGGCUGGUCUCUGCCUCAUCUCCUUCUUGCACUUCCUGAAGGCCCUUUCCUAUGUCACCUUCCCCCGGGACCUGGCUUCACUGAGCCCCAACCUCGUCUCCAGCUUCUUCUGGAACAAUGCCCCCGUCACGCCACAGGUUAGCCCUGAACCGGGGGGCGCGGAGUUCCUCCGCACACCCCUGUACUCCCACUCUCCCUUACUCCAGCCCCUGCCACCCAGCAGAGCCAGCGAAGAGCUGCACAAAGUCGAGUUUGUGCUGCCGGAAGACACGACGGAAUAUUUUGUCCGAACCAAAGCCGGCGGUGUCUGCUUUAAACCGGGUACCAAGGUGUUGGAGAAGCCACCAGUGGGAGGGCGGCCGGAGGAGCGCGCAGAUGGUGCGGCUUCAGGGCGUCCUGCUCGCAAACCGCUGAGCGCAGGUGGGACCAAGCGGCGCAAGUGGGUGGAGUGUGUGUGCUUGCCGGGCUGGCACGGCCCCAGCUGUGGCGUUCCUACCGUGGUCCAGUACUCCAACCUGCCCACCAAGGACCGCCUGGUGCCACGGGAGAUCCCCCGGCGAGUCAUCAACGCUAUCAACAUCAACCAUGAGUUUGACCUGCUGGAUGUCCGCUUCCACGAGCUGGGAGAUGUGGUGGAUGUCUUUGUGGUGUGUGAAUCGAACUUCACGGCCUACGGAGAGCCACGGCCCCUCAAGUUCCGCGAGAUGCUCCUCAACGGCUCCUAUGAGUACAUCCGCCACAAAGUGCUCUAUGUCUUCCUGGACCACUUCCCUGCUGGUGGGCGCCAGGAUGGCUGGAUCGCUGACGAUUACCUGCGCACCUUCCUCACCCGAGAUGGCGUCUCUCGCCUCCGCAACCUGCGCCCGGAUGAUGUGUUCAUCAUCGAUGAUGCUGAUGAGAUCCCGGCUCGUGACGGCGUGCUCUUCCUCAAGCUCUACGACGGCUGGACGGAACCCUUCGCCUUUCACAUGCGCAAGUCUCUCUAUGGCUUCUUCUGGAAGCAACCGGGCACCUUGGAGGUGGUUUCAGGCUGCACUAUGGGGAUGCUCCAGGCUGUCUAUGCUACUGAUGGGAUCCGUCUGCGGCGCCGUGAAUACUACACCAUGCCUGGUUUCCGGCAGUAUGAGAACAGCACGGGACACAUCCUGGUGCAGUGGUCGCUGGGCAGCCCCCUCCACUUUGCUGGCUGGCACUGCUCCUGGUGUUUCACCCCAGAGGGGAUCUACUUCAAACUGGUAUCGGCCCAGAAUGGGGACUUCCCCCGUUGGGGUGACUACGAGGAUAAACGAGACCUCAAUUAUAUCCGGGAGCUGAUCCGGACUGGUGGCUGGUUUGAUGGUACGACGCAGGAGUAUCCCCCUGCUGACCCUAAGGAGCACAUGUAUGCUCCCAAGUAUCUGCUCAAGAACUACCAGCAGUUCCAUUACUUGCUGGAGAACCCAUACCGAAAAGCGGAGGGUGCUGGUUGAGAUCGCUGGACUGCUGUGGGAAAUCAGAACUUCACGACAAAGGGAAAGAGUUGGGUGUUUGUCUGUUCCUUUCUUUUUUGUUUUCUUUGAUUCCAGAUGGGGUGUGCCAUUUCUCCAUGGUCUCUGUCCUACCUCCCUUCCCUUCUUCCCACGGUGAUGCCUGGGGACAAAUUCCUCAGACAAAUGAAGGGAGACCUGGGCAGGAGGAGGGGAGAGGUGUGGGCAGUAGCAUAAAGACCUCCCUGCGUCUUCUGGACCUUUCUGCUGGCUGGAGAGACUUGCUGCAUCCAGCUGGUGGAUUUUCCUUCUUGUGGGGCUGGGAGGGCUCCCUGAGGAAAGAGGGCAGCUGUUCCCAUCCACCUUUAUCUGUUGUGGAUUGGAGCAAGCACAGAUGCGAGCCUGAGCUGUUCAUUGAGCGUUUGAGUCAGCAGGCACAAAGCGAUGCGAGGGGUCACAUGUGCAGAUGUGUGUCACAGGCAUUUUUUGGAUGAGUGAAUGUGCAAAAGCAUCUCAGUAUGCAUUUUUUUUUAUACCUCUAUGUUCAAGGUAUUUUGGGGAAGGCAAAUCCUUUGCUUCCAAGGUGUUCUCCCCUACACACUGCCUCCUCCCACAAAUUUAAUAUAUCUGUCCGAGGCUGUUUCUCAGCCUGAUCCUCUACCAGACCUGAAGCAGGCAGGUGGGAAGCAGAGAGGAAAGCCAAUUUUUUUUAAUUUUUUUUUUUUAAUUUUUUUUUUCUGUUUACUCCCUUUUCACCCUGCCCCCAAAAUGCUGCACUGGCUUGCUCCACAGGAGCUGAAGCAUCUUCCCUGCAGCAUGUGCUUUGUUUGGGUCUGGGAUAAGCUGCAGGGGACUAAAUCAGAUGGUGGGAGUAUAUGUUUACAAGUGCAUGGUUUCCUAUGUGCAUGAGUGCUAACAUGCAUGGUUUUGGUAUGCACGUGGGUGUUUGUCACUGGUGUUGGGAGGGGAGGGGUCAAAGUUGGUCUUGGGUGGUGUGUGUAUUUUCAGGAAAUGGUGGCAUCCAUAAGCUGUGAUCUGUCUUGUCAUGGAUGGCAUUUCGGGGAGAGCAUCAGCUCUUCAUAGCAGGGUGUGCCAUGUGGAGCUCUUACAUGCCUCUCUGGCUGCCUUUGCACCCUUGUGGGCUGUGCCUGCUGCAAGGAUUCUGUUUACAUGUGCUGGCUAUUUUCAAUUGCCAUGGGGGAAAUGAGAGGAGAAGGGCAAAGUUCUGAGUCACCAAUGGGUGUUGUGGGGAAACACAAAGCAUGUUGAGGCACAGGACCCACUGCGAGCUUGUGGAGAAUGGAGCUGUGGGUAGAAUCCCUCUGGGGCCAGAAGACUUUUCUGGGACAAUCAUGCAAUCCACAGCCUGGACUGUGCAGAUUAGGCCAUGCAGAAUAGAGGAGAUGUAGGAUGACAUUCCUUGCAGCUGGUGGGCCAGUGUCCACACAGAGCUGGCCACUGAUGGGUAGCCAAGAUUAGCCUGUUGCUGUAGUAGACUGGUUCAGCUCAUUGAGGAAGCAGAUUGGCAUCUCCACCCUCACCACCCUUCCUUAGCAGAUGGCUUGACAGGGUGCCCAGAGCCCACGCUGUGGUGGGAAGAGGGAGAAAAACACGAAUGUGCUCUGUUGGCCUUACAGUGGAAAUAUUGGCUCGUCUUCCAAACAAAUAAGUGAGGAUCAUGUGGAGGAGGAGAAUGUUGUCAUAAUGAAGAGUGACCCUGCCAUCAGGCCAGCUGGAACAAGAGGGUUUCCACUGACCUCAACUCACUCCAUCAGGGCUUCAUAUUCCCAUGUCAUCCAUCCCAUUCUCUCCAUUGCGCUCCAUUCCUAUCUCUGUCUCUCUCUCUCUCUUCUAUUUGCUUCUUUAGAGAUGUGAAAAGCAUCAGGAAAGAUAAUUUGGUUCCCUAAGAAGAAUUAAAUUUGAACAGAAAGAUGAAUGUUGUUUUUCUGAUCAAACUGAGUUGGACUUCAUCUUAGUUCCUUCCCCCCAUCUCACGUGCCACAAUGUCUGCUUGGAAGAACUGAGGGAUCCCCUCUUUUCUUGUUGUUUUGUUUUUGUGUUCUUUUUAAUAUAUACGUGUAUGUUGCUGUUUUCCUUUGUGAUGUGUUUCCCAAGAAGAGGAAAGUCCCUUUGAGAACUGAGCAGGAGAAGGCUUGGUGGGUGGAAUGCUCUCCCCUCAAAGAGAAGCUGUGGCUUUGCCGAGCUCAGUCUUGUUGAUGCAGGAGGGAAUUUUGCCAUGGUCACAGAGACAUGGUCACAUGGACACAGAGGCAGGGGGAGACUGUAGAGAAAUCAGGGCUUGGAUGAGAAAGGAGGAGUCACUUUUAGCAAGUUAGAGCAAUAGCUCUGAGACUGCUGCAUGAGAGCUUUCCCCAGGGAUAACCAGAGGAGAGCCCAGUGUAUUGACACAAGGGAUUUGGUAACAGUAAAUUGAAAAGUAAAAAGGGAAGAAGCUAUUCCUCAUUUUCAAUCUAGGAUCUACAUUCAGGCAUUGCCUUGGUGACAACACAAGUCUCAGGUCAGGCGUUCCUGAAGACGGGAGAGGUCAGUCAUUGCAUACAUGCUUUGGGAGCAGCAGAGCACCACAGAAAACAGGCAGAAGCACACGCAUGCUGAGGCUGCACCACCCGAUCUGCAGUGGCAGCAGCCUCUCCCAUCCUACCAGCCCUUCCCACACAUGGGCUUCCGUGGGGAUUUUUAGUGCAUUGCAAGUUGUGUUUUCAUCACUGGGGUAUGGUUUUCAUCUCAGCAGAUUCAGAUAAGCUGUAACUGCAGUUAUCAGCAUCUCCUAUUCCCAAAGUUCAGCCUGUUCCCUUCCCUCCCCUCUCUUUCACUAUUUGCUCCAUUGUUCCCCUCUUCUCCCUUCUGAGAAGGUCCCACUGGAACAGGCGAGAGCAGCACUGGGGCUCUUCUGCACGACUCUGGCCCUGUCAACCUCCUGGAUGUCUCCAUUUCCUUAUUCUUAGGAAAUCAAAUUUAAAACAGGCUUCUGUUGUGGAUGGAGGAAGGGACUUCACAGCUGAAAUGCAUUUUUUCUUUUUCUUUCUCAAGAAUCAUCCAGUGUUUUGAUUUAAGGCCAAACCAGUUAAUGUUCCUGUUGUUUCUGUAAGCCCUGUGUUUAUUAUCCUUAGGGAGUUGGAGUGCUUGUCAUUAAAAGUCUUCCAUCGCCUCCCUUGAGGGAUGGGGAUAAGCACGAUGACUUCUGCACAGCGAUUUCCCAAGGUGGUGGCUUGCCCUCAGCCAUCCCUGUCUGAGCCAGACAAUGAAGUUUGGAAAGGGAUGAACUGAAAACCAAAUCCCAUUCUGCCCCAGGACUGGUUGUUGCAGCGAAACCAUGAGCCCACUGUCUUUCUGGGACCAACGUUGUCCGUGGUUCACCAACCUUUCCCCACAGAUGUGUGCUUUUUCUUCCCCAGAACCUUUUCACCUUCAGGUUAAUUGGUGUUAUCUGUAAUUGGUGCAUCCCUAUACUUUGCCCUUCUUUCUGCCCAACUCUGCUUGACUUCCUUUGUGCCCAUGCAUGGCUUUGAAGUGGAAAGCUUCUCUUCCUCCUUCUUCCCAGGUGAAGGAGAGGAUGUGGGCUAAUGCCUCUGUCCCUCCAGAGGAACAAAGGCAGUGAGGAGGUGCAGUAUACCCAGCAAGGGAUUGGAUGGGGUUGUGCCUGCAUGAAGGACAACAUACUCAACAGUCUGCUCUCACUGUUGCUUUCUCUGAUCCCUGUGUCUUGCUGAGGUGUUUUCUGUUGUGCAGCCUGUUCUUUGUGCCUCUGUGCUGGAUAAAGGAAGGGGACCUUGUGGCCUCCAGGUAACUUAAGAGUCAGGGUGGGGGCAGGGUCAGUGCAGAACGGGUAUUUGUUCCCCUGGUGCCUCUUGGUGUGUCCUUGUGGGGUGGCAGUGUCUCUUCUUGUCCCGCUGCUCCUGCCAGCACUCCGUGGCUGCUAUGCCUGUGCACUGUGAAGACGUGUCGGGAGUCACUCCUGGUCCUGUUAGCAAACACUGGUGGUGAAGAGGGAAGGGUUGGGGCUCAUGCUGGCCUCACUGACCUCAAGCCUUGGUGAGAAGGGAGAGAAGUACGGUAGAAUGGAUCCCAAAUCCCUCUAUUGCUGCGUUUCCCCUAUCCACCAAAAAAUCUCCUUCUGAUUUCUGAGACAAUGGAUGAAUCUGCUCUUACUGAAAAAGAGGGGGAGCUGGAGAUGUCAGGAGUGGCUCGAAUCCAGCACCAAGGAGAGCUGUUUCUGAUGCUAUAUACCAACAUCUAAAGCAUUGGGGACUACAGAUAAUGGCUUAAAAAGGGAUCUGAAAUGCUCUGAAACUAAGAAUCAAAGCCACUGUUGGUUUUUUUCUUUCCUGUGAGGAUGGUGAUGCAGAAUCGUCCUGGAGGAGGCCCAGCAGCACUGCUGAUGCUGGGUUCCACCUGGACCUGCUGGUGGCAUCAGGACACUGUACUGGCAAAAGAAUGCGUGGACUUGCCAAAAACAAUUUAAAAAAAAAAGAAAAAAAGAAAAAAAAAGAAUCUGCAAAGCUCCUUUCCACUCUGUAAUUUAUAAACAGCAAGUAAUAAUGAACUUUUUGUAAGGAUAAAUCAAAUGUACAUUCUGAAAUCAUUUUCUCUGUAAAUGGUUGGAUUUCAUUUCACCCUUAAAGGGAUGCUUAAAAGGAGGAAAUAAUAAAAAUAAUAAUAAUUAAAAAAAAAAUUACAAAGUCUGAAAGGAAACCAA
Molecule: messenger RNA, 9523 nt
Organism: Tympanuchus pallidicinctus (lesser prairie-chicken)
Lineage: Eukaryota; Metazoa; Chordata; Aves; Galliformes; Phasianidae
Gene: MGAT3
Product: beta-1,4-mannosyl-glycoprotein 4-beta-N-acetylglucosaminyltransferase
Exons: 2
Coding region: 3301-4809 (502 amino acids)
Biological process (GO): N-acetylglucosamine metabolic process; protein N-linked glycosylation
Cellular component (GO): membrane
Molecular function (GO): beta-1,4-mannosylglycoprotein 4-beta-N-acetylglucosaminyltransferase activity
Source: RefSeq, a predicted model, not a curated record